Acomys russatus (golden spiny mouse) is the source of this 1714-nucleotide messenger RNA. It is a transcript of the gene Rffl, whose product is annotated as ring finger and FYVE like domain containing E3 ubiquitin protein ligase. Gene Ontology annotation, molecular function: ubiquitin protein ligase activity. The record is from RefSeq and is a predicted model, not a curated record. Gene Ontology annotation, biological process: protein K48-linked ubiquitination; proteasome-mediated ubiquitin-dependent protein catabolic process; negative regulation of extrinsic apoptotic signaling pathway via death domain receptors. Gene Ontology annotation, cellular component: plasma membrane; cytoplasm. The transcript is spliced from 8 exons. Bases 230 to 1426 code for a protein of 398 amino acids. NCBI's taxonomy places the organism in Eukaryota, Metazoa, Chordata, Mammalia, Rodentia, Muridae.
CUGGGUUGGUGGGGGCGGACUUCCUGGGGCCGCCCGUGAGGAUGUGGUGCGAGCACCCGGGCGGCCGUCAGCCCGGGAGUUGCGGCGGCUGCCGACCCCCGCGGCCCCGCUGACUUGAGUGACCGCAGUCGAGAUCCGUCCCAGGUGCGGCCGGGCAGCGUCCGCCGCAGAUCCGUCCCCAGGCGGCACCAUUCACUGUCCCUGAAAGCAGCUGCUGUUGGCCGCUGAGAUGAUCUCAUCAGAACAUGGCUCCAGCGACCUCAGCUGCAGCUUCUUCGGGCGGCCUGCUGUCUGCUAUGGCAGUGUUUUGAGACAGGCAAAAGCAGAUUUUAUCAUGUGGGCAUCCUGCUGCAACUGGUUCUGCUUGGAUGGACAGCCUGAGGAGGCACCACCACCACAGGGAGCCAGGACACAAGCCUAUUCCAACCCUGGGUACAGCUCCUUCCCUUCCCCCACAGGCUCGGAACCUAGCUGCAAGGCCUGUGGGGUCCAUUUUGCAAAUACAACUCGGAAGCAGACCUGCUUGGACUGUAAGAAAAACUUCUGCACGACCUGUUCGAGCCAAGAGGGGAGUGGGCCACGCCUCUGCCUUCUCUGCCUGCGGUUCCGAGGCACAGCCUUUCAGCGGGAGGAGCUCAUGAAGAUGAAGGUGAAGGACUUGAGGGACUACCUCAGCCUCCAUGACAUCUCUACCGAAAUGUGCCGGGAGAAGGAAGAGCUGGUGUUUCUGGUGCUUGGCCAGCAGCCUGUCAUCUCUGAGGCGGACAGGACUCAUGUCCCCACCUUGUCCCAGGACUUUCCCGAGCAGCAGGCCUUCCUGACCCAGCCUCACACCAGCACAGUACCUCCUACCUCACCUGGCCUCACUUCUCCACCUGCACAAGCCACCUCCGUUCCCCCAGCCCAGGCUCAGGAAAAUCAGCAGGCCACUGGCCAUGUGUCUCAGGAUCCCGAGGAGCCCAUCUUCCUGGAGAGCACAGCCAGAGCACCUGCCGAGGAUGAGACCCAGUCCAUUGAUUCAGAGGACAGCUUUGUCCCAGGCCGGAGGGCCUCCCUGUCUGACCUGACCCACCUGGAGGACAUUGAAGGCCUGACAGUGCGGCAGCUGAAGGAGAUCCUGGCUCGCAACUUCGUCAACUACAAGGGCUGCUGUGAGAAGUGGGAACUGAUGGAGCGGGUGACUCGGCUGUACAAGGAUCAGAAAGGACUCCAGCACCUGGUGUCUGGUAAUGAAGACCAAAACGGAGGAGCGGUGCCUUCUGGCCUGGAGGAGAACCUGUGUAAGAUCUGCAUGGACUCACCCAUUGACUGUGUUUUGCUGGAGUGUGGCCACAUGGUGACCUGUACCAAGUGUGGCAAACGCAUGAAUGAAUGUCCUAUCUGCCGGCAGUAUGUCAUCCGAGCAGUGCACGUCUUCCGGUCCUGAGGGCUAGCAUUAGCUUCUUCAGUGCCUUACAGAGGACACAGCCCAAAGUGUCUGGGCUCAGGGUUGGUCUGACGCACAAGGGCAGUCUAUUGCAAGAAGCUGGCGGUGUUCGUAAGACUAGGACAAGCAGAGGUGCUUGGCAUGCCUGUCUUGCCAUAGGGUGUACUUCUUAGGUGGCAGAGUCCAAAGUCAGGGGGAACGGAUUCAGAUCACAUGAGUGCCUGCUUCUGUGAUCAGUGGGUGGUGUUAAUCAAUGAAAAGGACUUUCCAGAACAUGGACCAUGUCUU